This is a messenger RNA of Fraxinus pennsylvanica, 1113 nucleotides long. The record is from the annotation of a GenBank genome assembly. NCBI's taxonomy places the organism in Eukaryota, Viridiplantae, Streptophyta, Magnoliopsida, Lamiales, Oleaceae.
AUGAAAGAGGAGGCCGUGGAAUCGGACGAUAGCAUGGAGGACGAUGAACUUAUGUCGAGUGCAACUGAGGAUGAUAAGAAGAAGAAGGGUGGUGGUUCUGGGGCGACGAAGAAAGGGUCGAGUGGUGGCACGAAUUCAAUGAGGUGUUGCCAAGCAGAGAAGUGCACGGUUGAUUUGAAUGAUGCUAAGACUUAUCAUCGACGGCAUAGAGUCUGCGAGCAGCACGCGAAGGCGGCAGUGGCCAUUGUUGCCGGAAUUCGACAAAGGUUUUGUCAGCAAUGCAGCAGAUUUCAUGAGGUAUCGGAAUUUGAUGAAGCGAAAAGAAGUUGCCGGAGACGUCUGGCCGGACACAACGAAAGGAGGAGGAAAAAUUCAGUUGAUUCUCACUCAACAGAAGGAGGGUCAAGCAGGAUAGGAAAUCAAAUUUGUGGGCAGACUAAGAACUCUCAGGUUGAAUGGAUCCCACCCAUGAAGGUCCUCGGAUCAGGGCAAUUGCCUGAGAACUGUGCCUGUGAGAAGUCGAAUCCUGGAUUCUGCAUCGAGAAACUUUGCAUUAUAGAAGCAAUGGGAAAAUAUAAAUCAGGAUUGAGAAGACUAAACCCAAGGACGAGAAAAAUGGCAGAGAAAUUGGCUCCAGAGCAACGUCACAGCUUCGUCCAUAAUGGCCAGAAAGUGUUCGAGUGGGAUCAAACGUUGGAAGAGGUGAAUAUGUACAUAACCCUUCCACCAAAUGUUCCUAAGAAACUAUUUCACUGUAAGAUUGAUUCCAAUCAUGUCCAAGUUGGGAUUAAAGGAAACCCUCCUUAUCUUGAUCAUGAUCUUACCUGCCCAGUGAAGACAGAUUGUUCAUUUUGGACUCUAGAGGAUGAUGUAAUGCAUAUAACUUUUCAGAAGAGGGACAAAGGUCAGACAUGGUCUUCUCCUAUUGUGGGUCAAGGCCAGUUGGAUGCUUACGCCACAGAUCUUGAACAAAAGCGUCUCAUGCUUCAACGAUUUCAAGAGGAGGUGAAGAAGAAGAAGAAGGAUCCAGUGGUCGACGUUGCGGAGGAAGAGCUCGAGCACGAAAUGGAGGAUCUCAAGGCCAAGGUCAAUUCUAGAAGCCGGAGCUAUUGA